GGCAGAAGAAGAAACGACCCGAGUUUUUGCGUCACGGAACAAGCCAGCAAGCUCUCGGUUCCGCGCUGCUUCUCCUCCCGCGAUGCAAGACCUGCGGUUUCUCCGCUGUAUUCUCUACUUCUGCACCGCGAGCAACAUUUUUUGGGUCGUUGCAAGUGUCUUGUUUUUCGGUAGUGGACCCAACAAGGAUGGAGUCAUCUUCGCCAUUAUCUAUGGCGUCGGAUGUGCCCUCAACCUAGUCAGCGACGUAACCAUGCUCUAUGCGUUGAGAAACCCGAGUCAGGCAAAGCAGAAGUUUCGACUGUUCCUCAUCUGGAACACCUUGUCUACCUGCGGCUGCUACGUCACAGACCUGUUCUUCAGUGACUUCUCGAGCAAGAACAUAAAACUUGAAAAAGACCAGUUGCGAGACAAGGACGAAAAAUCGUUUCGAGUCUGUAUCCUGUACGCUUUGUACCAGGUCUACCAGAACUACGAUCGCCUCGCGGCCUACGAAGAACAGAACCGCGCUCCGCAGCCCGGAAUAUUCUCCAAUGCGCCUCCGGUCCCGUACCGGUUCCAACCCGGAAGCCAAUCCGGGGUUCCGGUCAUGCCUACCGGGCCAGCGUUGCUCGCGGCUCCCGCGUCGGGUUACCCAAAAAUGACUCCGGUCCCGGCGGGCUUUCCCAGUACCAGGCCUGCUUGGUCAGGGAUGCCGCGAUCAUCAGGACAGCCGCACCGUGUAGCUGUUCAGCAACCUCACCUGCCAGAACAGCAGCAACCAGCUCCUUCCACGCAGCCCCAGUUUUUUGCUUCCAGUGGAAUAGUGCACGUGCCUUGCUGCUCCGCAACCCAGCCCCAACUGACGGUGGACCAACCAGCGAUGGGCCAGGGCGCGAUUGCCGAAGCGACAGCGACGGAAGCCGAGGACACCGAAUGUCCUCCGGAUAAAACGGGAACGCCGGAAACGCCGUCAUCUGGUCCAUGCACUCCUAACCAAGCGAAUUCAAAACAAGAUGCGCAAGUCGAGACAAAGCCGGCCACAGCGGCGCCUUCUGAUGAUAAGGUACCCCAUGUUGCGGGCUCGCGGCCGUCGCCGUCUGCCCAAGCAGCGCGGACUCUAUCAACGAUCAACGGAAAUACGCGGACUCAAAACAUUGCAAAGGCUGCAUCCACCGGUUCCUUGCAUGUCUCGGGUGCCGCGUCUCAAGAGACGGUGCCGGGUGAUAAACCUCGCCGAAAUUCUUCACGGCGAAGCAUGGCGACCCGAUCAGUGCCGAAAUUCUUAAUAGCGAAGCACGGCGGCCGGAUCUGCGCCGAAAUCUGACCAGUGGCGGCCAGAUUUUGCAGAUGCCUAGCGACCAUCGGGCCGAGCUGCCGUACGUAAACGCCGGCUGAAUGCCACGAAGUGACAUCUGCGACGGCGGGAAAACUGAAAUACCGCAAGGUGCGGUGCCCUUGGCACCCGUCGGCGAGUUACUACUUUUUAUUUGGCACACAGUAAAUUAUCUGUAUAUCUGA
Molecule: messenger RNA, 1500 nt
Organism: Dermacentor albipictus
Lineage: Eukaryota; Metazoa; Arthropoda; Arachnida; Ixodida; Ixodidae
Product: mediator of DNA damage checkpoint protein 1-like
Source: RefSeq, a predicted model, not a curated record